AUGGCCCAACCCUCCAAAUCACGAUCCAGGAGAUCGUCAUCAUCAACUUCUUACUCAUCAACCUUAACAACACUCAUCUUCACCGCGCUUUGUGUUUUGGGCAUAUGGAUGCUAACCUCCAACUCCGUCGUCACACCUAAAACACACACAGCCAUUGAUGAUAACAACUCUCAAGCCACUAACACUCAAGAUCUCGCCCAAGACACGCCUGAAACCACCACAUCAACGACAAACACCAUCCAACAAGAUGAUCCCCUUGAAAUCACCACACAUGUCGCAGACGAAUCGUCACGUGAAACAAACACAAAUGUCUCAGAAGAGCCACGUGAAACCGCCACAAAUAUCCCAGGAGAGCUACGUGAAACCGCCAUAAAUAUCUUUGAAGAGCCUCGUGAAACGACCACAAGUACCACAGAAGAGUCAAGUGAAUCUAUCACCGAAAGCCAUGACAAAAAGGAAGGUGAUGUAUAUGGGGACAACCCUGGCAACCUCCCGGACGACGCCAUAGCAAAUGAAGGUGGAAACAGCGAUAAGAAAGAAGUUUCGAGUGCAAACGAAGCUGGCGAAGGUGUGCUCAAUGACCAGAAAAGUAAUGAGAGUGAGAAAGACGCGCAAAGUGUUCAAGUAUCUGAAGGGGAGCAAAAGGGUGAAGAAGAGAACCAGAACAUGGCACAAGAUGAAAAAGAAAACCCAAAUACAAAACAAAAUGAAGAAGCUGAGAAUGUGAAUACGAGAGAAAACCAAGAAGAGGGCACGAGUGGGGGUCAACAAAACUUUGAUGUGCAAGGAGGUAAGGGCAAUGACGAUGAAGCGAAUGUGCAACAACUAAGGGAAGACAAAGGUGAGGUGACGGAGAAAGAACCAAAAGAAAGGAAGCAAGAUGAGGGUGGAGAAAAGGAAAAGGAAAAGAAAAAGGAAGGGCAGGUAAGAAAAUGGGGCCAAGUGUUGAAGAGGGAAACCGCAACGGAAACAGCAACGGAAACAGAAAUGGCGACGGAAACGGCAACGGAUAAGUCUGAUGAGGGUGAGAAGAAGGGACAGAAGGAGGAAUCGGGUGAAGUGCAGAUGCAAGAUUUGAAGUGGAAUCUGUGCAAUGUCUCAACUGGUGGUGAUUAUAUUCCGUGUUUGGAUAAUGACAAGUAUUUGAAAACUUCAACAAGAAAACACUUCGUACACAGAGAGAGGCACUGCCCUGAAGAUGCACCAACUUGCCUGGUCCCACUUCCCAAGGGUUACAAAAUACCAAUCCAAUGGCCUGCCAGCAGAGAUAAGGUAUGGUUCCACAACGUACCACACACUCUCUUAGCAGACGUGAAGGGACACCAAAACUGGAUGAAGUUGAAGGGUGAAUUCUUGACGUUCCCGGGAGGGGGCACCCAGUUCAUUCACGGUGCUCUCCACUACAUUGAUUUUCUUCAACAGGCCGAACCAAGUAUUGGAUGGGGAAAGCACACUAGAGUGAUUUUGGAUGUUGGGUGUGGGGUUGGCAGUUUUGGAGGUUUUCUCUUUGAGAGGGAUGUUAUUGCCAUGUCUUUUGCACCCAAAGAUGAGCAUGAAGCACAAGUGCAGUUUGCCCUUGAGAGAGGGAUACCGGCAAUAUCUGCCGUCAUGGGCACUCAAAGGUUGCAAUUCCCCAGUCAAGCCUUUGAUCUCAUUCAUUGUGCACGUUGUCGUGUACCUUGGCAUGAUGAUGGUGGCAUGUUGCUUUUGGAAUUGAAUCGUCUUCUUAGACCAGGGGGUUAUUUUGUGUGGUGUGCUACACCUGUGUACCAAAAGAUCGAAGAAGAUGCUCAUAUAUGGAACGAAAUGACCGCAUUGACCAAGGCCAUUUGCUGGGAACUCGUAACCAUAAAAAAGGAUAAAUUGAAUCAAGUUGGCGCAGCCUUCUACCGCAAACCCCUUACCAACGAAUGCUACGAUCAAAGAGAGCAAAACCAACCUCCUAUGUGCAAAGCGGACGAUGAUCCAAACUCUGCAUGGUAUGUUCCGCUGCAGGCGUGCAUGCACAAGUUGCCUGUUGGCGAUGAGAGAGGAACCAAGUGGCCUGAAGCUUGGCCUCAGAGACUGCAAAAAGUCCCAGAGUGGUUAAAAAACAUGCAAGGUGGAGAGCAACUUUCUCAAGACUUUGCAGCUGAUAAUGAACGUUGGAAAAACGUUAUCGAUGAGCUUAGCAACAUUGGGGUAUCUUGGUCUCACGUCAGAAAUAUCAUGGACAUGCGAGCUAGUUAUGGAGGAUUCGCAGCAGCUAUUAAGGAUCUUCCUGUCUGGGUAUUUAAUGUGGUGAACAUAGAUGCUUCUGAUACACUUCCUGUGAUCUAUGAACGGGGUCUUAUUGGCAUAUACCAUGACUGGUGUGAAUCCUUCAGCACCUAUCCACGAACUUAUGAUCUACUGCAUGCAGAUAAUCUUUUCUCAAAUCUAAAGAAAAGGUGCAAUCUUGUUCCCGUGAUAACAGAGAUUGACAGAAUACUAAGACCAGGAGGUAAUUUGAUUGUUCGUGAUGAGCCUAGUGUGAUCGGUGAAGUGGAGAAUUUGUUGAAAACUCUCCAUUGGGAAAUAACCUCGACAAACCAAGAAGGUCUACUUAAUGGGAAGAAAGGAAUGUGGCGACCUUCGUCAUAA
This is a messenger RNA of Vigna radiata var. radiata (mung bean), 2622 nucleotides long. Its product is annotated as probable methyltransferase PMT27. Bases 1 to 2622 code for a protein of 873 amino acids. Gene Ontology annotation, molecular function: methyltransferase activity. The transcript has 8 exons. The record is from RefSeq and is a predicted model, not a curated record. Lineage: Eukaryota; Viridiplantae; Streptophyta; Magnoliopsida; Fabales; Fabaceae. Gene Ontology annotation, cellular component: cytoplasm; endosome; trans-Golgi network.